Heterocephalus glaber (naked mole-rat) is the source of this 7239-nucleotide messenger RNA. NCBI's taxonomy places the organism in Eukaryota, Metazoa, Chordata, Mammalia, Rodentia, Bathyergidae. The record is from RefSeq and is a predicted model, not a curated record.
AAUUAUCCAGAUAGAAGGAGUGGUCAAAAGCGGUGUCAGGUGCCAUCAGAAGAUGUCUGCUGGAUUUAAGAAGAGCAAUUUUGGUGGAGUGGUUAGAAGAAGUUGAGUUUGGAAGCCUGGUUGGACAGAGCUUACAAGAAUAAGAAUUGAGGACAUAAAGGUAUGAUCCUAUCAUGACUGAAUCAUCAAGUGAAGUUUCUAGCAAUCUAGAAGUUCUGGAGGACAAUGAUGAGGGAAAGAAGAAAUCUAAAUUUAAAGCCUUCAAGAGCUUUUUUGUCAACAAGAAGAAAAAAGAGACUGAAGAUGCUCUGAGAAGGAGGAUGUUAAAGCCAAGCUUGUCUGGCAGCAAUAUUUAUAUUUCUUCUUUGGAACCAGUCCAGGAAGGUGAACUAAAUGACCCUAGAAACAAGAGCGGCAUGGGGAACAAAGCCCUGUCCCAUGAGAGCAUCUUCAUGUUGGAUACUGAGCCUGAAAGAUCAGCAAAUGAAAUGUACCCUUCUACAGAGUUCCAGAGGGGCAGAACUCUGCGGAGAUCUCAGCCCUUCAAAACUCUGCCUAGAAGUGGAGCUGUGCCUGGAACUAUGCCCAGAAGUGGAGUCUGGGUGGCAGGUUCCAAGAUCACUGAGAUCCCACCACUGCGUCCACGCCCACCCAGCCUCAGCCCACCACUUAUCCGAUCUGACACAAUUUCUAAGGACUUGGAAGAAAUCUCUAUUGAUGAUGAGUCACCUAAAAGUCCACAAAUGAAGGCUUCAUCAAAAAAGAUCUUGACAGAAAAGAAGAGCCUCUCUGAAUCAUCAUCUGGACCCAGUCACUCACGGUCCUCUACUGCAUGUGCCUCUCCCAGCAGUACCCAGCAGCUGGCUGGUUUCAGCAGCCCAGCCACCAGCAAGAGCUGUUUGGACUCUUCAGCUGCUCAACACAAGAUAGCUUUAAAUCCCAGAAAACAACAAAAGAAAAGCCUUCAAGGAACUGUGGACAACAAGAAGGAGGAGCCAGAUCUUUCAGUGGUUUCUGAAAGAGAAAAGAGUACAACCAAACCCAAAGAAGCUGACCUAAAGAAGGUGAAAAUAGAAGGUGCAGGCCACUUUGGCCAGGAACAGAGCAACAAUACUGAGAUUUAUGAUCAAAAGACAAUGGAUAAGAGUACAAACACUAAUGCUGCUGGGAACCUGAGCAACCCAGUGUCAGCAGCUCAUGGCAGAAGAUGUAAAAGGGUAGGAACAUGUGUUUCAAUAACAAAUCAAUAUGGAACCAAAGGAAGAAGCUUUACACAAUCCAGUCAAAGUCAUGGCCUGGGUGACAGACCUGAGUCUCCAUCUACUGAUAAGACUGCCAGAGAUGGCCUUUCCUGGCACCCGCCCUCAGAGAAGCAAGCCCUGGAGCAGCUGACAACUUCACAAGCAGAAAUCACUAUCUCUCAGGAGCUGCUUUCAGAUAAAAGUGAUAUGAGAAGGAGAAAUGCUAGUGUAGAUUUUGAAGCCAAAAAAGCAUUAGCAUCACAAUCCAUACCUGAAGACACAAAAGAGUCUAUGGUUAGUGGUCCACCACCAAACCAUGAAGAUGGGGCUUCUUUAGCCAAAAUGACAGAAUCCAGAACUUCUCUUUUGCCAGUAGUGAGAAGACCUUCUACAACCCCCAAAAAGGCAAUUUUUUUAGUAACAACAGAGGCUCAGGUGCUUAGGGAUCCUUCUCCUAUCCAAUCAGAAGAAGAAGAAGCUUCCAGCCUUGGUUUGCAAAAUGUCUACUCUAAAACAGAGAAUGUCCCAACUGUCUCCAAAGAAAAGCCUCCUGGAAAUGUUCUCCAGGACUGUACAGUGAGCAUUUCAAAUAUGACAAGUACCACAGAAGAGGGAGGCAUGUCUAUGGAGAAGCUUGAAACUGCAAAAGUCUCUCCAGAUUCAAAGAGUGUGUCAGAGAAAGGGAAUGAUUCUGAGAAACAGCUGGCCACUGGACAUGCUUUCCAGUCCUUUAAGAAGCCUAAAGAUGAACAAAAAGUCUUUGAAGAAUCAGAAAUUUUAGUUGUGGAAUUGAACAGUGUGGAGCAGCAGUUGGCUCUUGGAUAUUCUUCCCAGUUCUUGAGAAAGCCUGAACCUGAAAAAGGCUCCCCAAAGUCAGAGAGUACUGCUGACAGGGAGAGUAUCCCAAAGGAAGCGGGUCCUGGUCACUCAUCCCAGUCCUUGGGGAAGCAUAGAAUAGUCUUCUCAGAGUCAGAAAGUUUUCUUGUGGAGCAGCUGGCUCCCAGAUGUUCUUCCCAAGUAAUCCUGGAGCCCAAGGAUAAAGAAAUCUCCACAGGAUCAAAUGGUUAUGUUAAAAAGUACAACAAUGCUGAGGACUGGCACAGCUCAGAGGAAGGUCUACCUCUCAGAUACCCUAACCAGGCCUUGGAAAAACCUGAAGACCAGCAAGAAGUGCCCUCAGUUCCAAAGAAUGCUUGGGAAGAGCAGAUGCCUUCCAAAUGCCCUAUUCAGUCCAUCGUGAGGCCUAUUGUUCAACCACACAUCUCCUCCAAUUCAGUGACCAUUUGUGCAGAACAGCAUGGUUCUGUGGAGCCAGUGACUCCUGGCCACCCUUUCCAGACAUGGGUGAACCCUGAAUUUGUGCAACUAGUCUCUGCAGAUGAAGAGAGUGCUGUUGAGUGGGGCGGUUUUAUGGAACCACUGCCUCACAGAAUGACUUCUAAGUACCUAAUGAAUCCUACAGCUGAGCAAAAAUCCUCCUCAGGUCCAGUACUUACUUCUAUGGCAGAAGUUUCUAUGGAGGUGUUGCCUCCCAGAUAUUCUCCGCCCCUGACAAGACCAAUAGUUGAGCAAGAAGCCUCUGAAUAUCCAGAGAGCACUUCUGCUGAGGGGAGAAUUUACAUGGCCCUAAGGCAUCCCUCACACCCUUUCCAGCAAUGGGUGAGCCCUCAAAUAGAACAAGUUUUCUCAUCUUCAGAGAGCCCAACUGUGGAAGAAGGGGGCAUUUUUGUGGAGCCACUGCCCCCUGGAUAUCUUCCCCAGCCCUUGAUGAACUGUAUAGUCCAACAAAGCAUGUCAUCAGGUUCAGAGGGUGUUGCUGCUGAGGCCAUUUCUGUGGAACCACAGUACAGCAAAUACUCUCUCCCAAAUCCUCAAGUCCAGCCAAUCUACUCAGAAAGCACCGGUGUUGAACAGGGCAUUUUUGUGGAGCAGCUGCCUCUUGGGUGCCAUUGUCAGGCUUUGGUGAUGCCUAAAUUCCAGCCACAGAUGAGCUUAGAGUCGGUGAACACUUCUGCACAAUGGUGCAAUGCUGUGAAGCCAGUGCCUGCUAGACACAUUUGCAAGAUCUGGAUAUGCCCAGGAUGUAAGCAGCAAGGCUCUGUGGGUCCACAGAGCAUUGAGGCUGAGUGGGGCAUUUCUGAGGAGUUGGUGCCACCCAGAGACCCUGGGAAGCCAUGGCUGAGACCUACAUUUGAGCAAGUUUCUGCAGGUCCAGAGACUACUGCUGAAUGGAACAUCUCUAUGGGCCCACAGCUUCCCAGAAUGCCUUCUCAGCCCCCAAGGAGGUCAGUUGUCAAGCAACCAGUCUUCACAGGAUUGGUAAGCACUGCUGGACAGUGGAACAGUUCUGUGGAGCAAAUGCCUCCUGGACACCCUUUCCAGCCAUGGGUGAGCUCUACAUUUCAGCAACAAGUCUCUGCAGGUCUGGAGAGCACUGCAACUGAGGGGAACAUUUCUAUGGACUUGGAGCCUUCCAUAUACUGUCAGCCUCUGAGGAGACCAAUAAUCCAGCAAGAAAUCUCAAAUUCAAUGAAUACUUCUGAAGAAUGGUGUGGUCCUUUGGGGCCAGUGUCCUCCAGAUACCCUUUCCAGCCAUGGCCAAACCCUAAAUUUGAGCAACAAGUCUCUGCAGGUCCAGAGAAUGUUGCCAUGGAAGGGAAUAUUCCUAGGGAGCUUCCCAGACAUCUUCCCCAGGCCACUGUGAGACAGCAAGUCCAGAAAAUGUCCUCAAGUCUUGAGAGUGCUACUAUUGAGGGAGGCAUUUCUGAGGAGUCAUUGUCUCCCAAACAUCCCACCUAUUUCUUAGUGAGGUCUGAAGUUCAGGAAAUACCCUCAAUCCUGGAGAGUACUGCUGCUGAAGAAAGCAUUUCUAAGAAAUUGUGGCUUCCCAAGAGUCCUCCAGGCUCAUUCUCGAAGUUCAUGGCACAGCAAAUCUUUUCAGAGAGCUCUGAUGCUGAGAGGGAAAUUUAUGUGGAUCCUUUGUCUCCAAAUCUUCCUUCCAAAUCUUUGUUGAGUCCUGAAAUUGAGCACCAAAUUUUCUCAGAUUGGGAGAAUCCUGACAUUGCAGAAGGCAUUUCUUUGAAGCCUGCUUUAAAGUCCCUGGGGUGGCCUGCAGACCCACAAGAAGGUCUGUCAUUUUCAGAGAGGGCUUCUAUGAAACAGAGCAGUUCUAAAUGGCAGGGACCUUCUGGGAAGGCCCCGGGGAAGCUUAAGUACCAGCAAGAAGCCUCCUCACUUUCUGACAUCUCUUCUGAAGAGUGGAGGAGUUCUGAAGUGCAAUCCAGACACCCUUUUGAAGCCUUGUAUUGGUCUGAAUUCCAGCCACCAACAGGCUCAGUGAAUAUCCCUGUAGAGUGGAGUGAUCUUGAGGAACACCAACCUCCUAGGCAUCUUUCCCAAGCUUUUAGAAAUGCUGAGUAUCAGCAACAGGUUUAUUCAAGUGCCAUGAGUGCCGCUGCUGAGGUAACCAUUUCUGAGAACAACCCUGGAAGCUGGUCCCUACCAAAAGGCCCAGUUUCUCCAAAGAAAACCAAGAAACACAGCCAAGGCUCCAAAUAUUUCCCUAAAAGCAUCCCGACCUCAGCUCCUAAGCCAGGGAAUUUUAUCACUGCUCCUACCUGGAAAAUACCCAUUUCUGGGGAUACUUACUAUAAGGAGGAAAUUCUUCAGAGUGGUGAUAGAAAUGAUGGUCAUUCAAAUUUACCCACCAAUGAAGCUGAUGUUGAAAAUCUUUCUGGAGUCCAAUGGAAAAGAAUGUCUUCUCCACACAAGUAUAAGAACGAGAAACCAGAUAGCUUUACCCAGCUUCCUUCACUGCUCUUGGGCCCAAUUUCAUCCAGUAGAGGCAGAGAACAGCAAAUGAGAAGAGGUACUUCCCAGGUGCACCUGAACACCACAGACAACCUCACCACACAAACUACCUUUGUGGAGAAGCAUCAGAGCAGGGCCAAAUACGAAGGUGUGGCCAAGAAGCAACCAGCUUACAAGACCCCAGGAAAACCUGGUCGGCAAUCAGAUUAUUACAUCUCAGAUCCAGCUUGCUUUACCAUGCCAAGGCAGAAACACAAGGGCUCCCAGGUCUACGUUCCUGUGAAAGAGACCAAAACCAAGAGCAGAGCUGGAGCCAAGACUGAGACCAAGGAGCCUAGACAUGGGAUAAGACCUGAGGCAGCCCAGAAAACAUUCCAGAAGGGAGCUGGCCCUGCACCUGAAAACCAACCAAAAAAGAUUCUCACUUCCAGUAUCUACAAACAGGAGAAGAAGGCACAGAUGUAAUCCUCUAAGUCUACCAAGUCAGUUGUAUUUGAAGGUCAGAAGAUGCUUUCCACAUCUGGCACGGGAAAAGAAAUGAAACAAUCUUUAAGUCUUCCAUCUGGGCUCCAGAACCUAGAUGAGUCAGUUGAGUUGAAGGAACCUGCUGAGCCUGUCUGGUUCUCCAUGGCCAAGAAGAAAGCCAAAGCAUGGAGCCACAUAGCAGAGGUCAUGCAAUAAAUGGCUCCUGGGUGGAGCGUCAGCAUUUUAAAUGACAAUUGCCAAUAGCUAUAGUAAUUUUAUGCAAUGAUUACAUUAAGCAAAAGAGCUUUAGAAAUGAGAAUUAAAACUUUUAAUUAUUUGAAUGCAAUAAAUACCAUUAAUGCAUAACCUUCAAUAUAGUCACUGCCACCAUCCAAAGCGCUAGUAUUUUCUCUAUAAAAACUAUGGAAAUAUUUGUGCUGCUGUAGAAUUUUGAAAUCUUUUUACUUUGGACAGUGUGCCUUAGAAGGAAGAAAGCAAAACCAUUUUGUUAGAGAAACUAAAAGACUGUAUUUCCCUCAACUACGCAAAGUAAUUCUGAUAGAAACGUUCAGAUUAUUUGCCCCAGGGAUUGGAUUUUAGGUUUUAUGAGCCUAGAUAAAUACUGAGCUAUUUGGUUGCUGCUUCAAACUUUGCAAAGGCUUGUACAAGAUGUGGUAGAAGUGAAAAUUCUGGGUUUCAAAGAAAAAUUUUGCACACCCAGUCCCUUAAUCAGCCCAUUACCCAUUGAAGCACCUCCCCUUGUAUCUGUGUCCCCCUAAUGAUAGUGGGUGACAGUAACACACAGAGCACUUAUACCGAGCUCCCUCUUUGUCAAGCCAUGGCAGGCCUGGCAGUAGUGAGUGGCCCCCUGGCACACAGAACAUUUCUUGAAGAUUAUUCUACUCCUCUGGAUGGUUAGCGCAUCUGUUUCUGGCCCUUUGUCCCAACAUCACUCAGUCGUACAUAUCCUUCUGUUUAAGCACUGAAGUCCCUGUCAAAAGUCAACCUUCACCAGAUGUUGAGAGCUGUCCUUUUAUCAGGCAGAUGACAAGCUGACCACCCUGAGUUCGGAGGCACCAGAAGGUUCCUUGUCCUCCGGCUCUGGCCUUGAGGUGGAGAACUCCAUGCAGAUCAUCUUCCCAUCCCUUCCCCCACCGAAGUCUCUGCUUCACAAGGAUUUAGCCCAAAGCAAAUCCUCCAUGCUGAAUCCACAGAGACAUGAACCUUCUGCUACCUGGAAGCCUUAAGCCAUGAAACCACCCUCUCCACCCUUGUUCCCAGAGGGACACUCCUCAAAUUUACUAGGUCAGAGAGCACCCACCUCCCCAAUGAUCCCCCACCCUCAUCCACGAGGAAGAGGGAAGGCCAAAAGGGCAGAGAGAGAGAGGAAGACUCAGGAUGAGAAGGCUGCUCUUUAUAAGGGGAGGGGCAGUAGCCAAACAUAUUUCGGCUCCUUUUCUAUCUUGCCAUAGUCUUUUUUCCUUGCUGGCACAGCUUCCACUAAGAACUCCCAGAGUGAGGAGUAAAGAUGAGGGCCUCCUUUACGCAGCCCAGUCCAUCCUUCAACUUGUUUGCUUUCCAAGGUGCAGACCACACUAUUGUCCCAUCCAGACUCUCUGCAACAUAGAUGCAUCUUCCUUUCCACCUGCAUCACUUUAUUCCACCCCCCAAGCCCACCAGGCAUAGAGAGAGGGAGGGAGAGAGAGAGAAAGAGAGAGAGAGA